Melampsora larici-populina 98AG31 is the source of this 600-nucleotide messenger RNA. RefSeq lists its product as uncharacterized. The transcript has a single exon. The record is from RefSeq and is a predicted model, not a curated record. NCBI's taxonomy places the organism in Eukaryota, Fungi, Basidiomycota, Pucciniomycetes, Pucciniales, Melampsoraceae. Bases 1 to 600 code for a protein of 199 amino acids.
AUGUCUCUUUCGGAUCCUGGUUAUGUUUUGGAGAUUCAGCGGGAAAAGGAUGCAAAAAUGCCUGCUUGUCGAUGUUCGAAUUGUGACCCUCAAGGAGCUGCUCGAAUCAUUCGACUGCUUCCACAAACAAAAUCAGCCGAUUUGAAUGCUCUGAUUUCGUCUUUUCCAUCUGAGGCUGAGCCAGAAGACGAAUCACUACUCAAUAUUCCAAGGAGCAGCAGGAAGCGAAAAUUUUCCAGCAACAUUCCACUUGUAUGCAAGUGGAAUGACCCAAUCCGACUGGAUGUAUCAAUCAUUGAUCUUACAGUUUCCAUUCUUGCAAAUUACAAAAUUCUUUUCAAGAAAACGUAUCCAACCGAUCCACCCUAUUUACCCAAAACUCUUUUCAACCUUGAGGAUGCUUGGCAGAUUUCUAAGAAUUACAUAUCAGUUUCCAAUGGAGACUUUCUGCGAGAGAUCCUUGGAGGACAAACGAUACCUGGACUCUUUGAAUCAAUCACAACUAGUAUCAAUUCUUGGCUUCAGAGUGACUCGUACAAACAACACCAAGACAAUCUUGAAGAUAUCUAUCCAGAUUUCAAUCGAUCAAGAGAUACUUGA